CGACUGCUUCUAGUAGGGAUCUUCAAGCGAUCCUUGGGAUUAGUCCUGACUCGCAAAGACUCAGGAAAAAUAGGAAUCAUGGACACCUUGUCUAUGUAUGCAUGGUAUAUCAACCAAAUGUGCAAACUGCUUUUUCUUCCCUGUUUUUUUUUCUUUUGCAAAGUUUAUUAUUUAGAGUUUUGUUUCAGGCUGAUGGGUUUGCUGUGUCUUUUAAAGGACUGGAACCGGUUCAGAUCUUCUGAUGAAAACCCCUCGGCUGAUGUCCUUCCGAGCUUCCAGCUCUUUCUCUGCGGCUUAGCAUCUGGCACAUGUGCCAAAGCUGUAUGUCACCCCCUUGAUGUGGUCAAGAAGAGGUUCCAGAUCGAAGGACUACAAAGGCAUCCGAGGUAUGGAGCGCGAAUUGAGCAUCGCACUUACAAAAAUAUGUUUGAUGCUCUUCGUCGAAUUCCACAGGCAGAGGGUUGGGCUGGCCUCUAUAAGGGCAUUGUUCCAUCUGUUGUCAAAGCUGCACCUGCUGGUGCUGUAACCUUUGUUACUUAUGAAUUAACAUCAGACUGGUUAGAGUCCACUUUCAAUUAA
This is a messenger RNA of Ilex paraguariensis (yerba mate), 579 nucleotides long. The record is from the annotation of a GenBank genome assembly. NCBI's taxonomy places the organism in Eukaryota, Viridiplantae, Streptophyta, Magnoliopsida, Aquifoliales, Aquifoliaceae.